AUGUCAGAUCAACCUCAACUGUCCAAUUACUUUGCAGAGGAACAUAAGUUAAAUCUCUCUAGGGUCGGAUAGGAAUCCUUAAAAAAAUGGGAUUUCUUUUCUGACCCAUUUAGUUUACCUGAUAAAUAUCUGAGUAACUCUCAAAAACACAUAAAAACCGAAACCACAGACUUUGGAUUUGAUAGUAUUGACUUCAUUUUAGGAAAACAAACAGAUCGAAACAGUUCAACAUCUCUUAAGAUGAUUCAUCAGAAAACUCAAUCAGAAAAACUGAUAGGCAAAAAAGUGCAGUUUUCAGAAUUGGUACAAGUAAAGAACGAUGACGGAAGUGAAUCUGAAGAACCUAUUCAAGUAUUUUCAAGAAAGGAAACAAGAAAAAGUAAGUUUUCAACAUCAGGUCAGCGACCACAUGAUUCAAUUAGAAAAUAAUGUUGA
Paramecium tetraurelia is the source of this 435-nucleotide messenger RNA. RefSeq lists its product as uncharacterized. The transcript is spliced from 2 exons. The record is from RefSeq and is a predicted model, not a curated record. Lineage: Eukaryota; Ciliophora; Oligohymenophorea; Peniculida; Parameciidae.